Molecule: messenger RNA, 1767 nt
Organism: Vairimorpha ceranae
Lineage: Eukaryota; Fungi; Microsporidia; Nosematidae
Exons: 1
Coding region: 1-1767 (588 amino acids)
Source: RefSeq, a predicted model, not a curated record
AUGACACUGAAAACCAAUACCUCUCUUUCAAUUUUUAUUUCUGAAGUAAGAAAUUUAACAAAAGAGUCUUUUAUUAAAAAAGUUAUAGCAGAAAGAAGAAAAUUAUACUUAGAUAAAAAUAUUACUUAUUCAAAGAUCCUUUCUUUAGUAUAUUUUGUUAUAAAUGAUAUUGAUGUAGAUCCAAUUAUUUUUGUUAAUGCUUGUGGUUCAUCUGAUUUUGAUGUCAAAAAGGCGGGAUAUCUUGGUUUAACGUUGUGUAAAAAUUCUAAUCUUCUUAUUUUGACAGUAAACACUGUAAUGAAUGAUCUUAAAUCACCCGUCUUUAGAGAAUGUGCUUUAAACUUUCUAUGCAAUAUCCAAGUAAAACAGAGAAUUUAUAACGAUCUUUCCAAUUUUAUCUGUAUAUCAAGUACUGCCGAUAAAAACAUUUUAAAAGGUGUAAUUGCCAAGAAUCGACUAUCAAAUUUAAGUAAAAUAUCCAUUGUUGGAAGUAGUGAUACACUAGCCUACGUUAAGGUACAAAUUUUAUACGAUAAAUUGAUUGAUGGAGAACAAGUAGAUUUAGCAGAUAAUGAUAUAUUUUUUGUUAUAUCUAUUUAUAAUACCGUUAAGUGCCCCUUUCUUAAAGUAAAGCUUGUUCAAUUAUAUAUUAAAUUUUAUGAAAUGAAAAGAUUAAUUCCUAGAGAUUCUUUGUUUUUAGAUUUGCAGGCCGACAUAAUAAAACCCAAAGAUAUUGUUAAACCAUCUGUUUUGAUAGCAUUAUCAACUGUUAUUAGUGAGUUUUUUAUUAUAAUAGAUAAAAUUAAUAGUAAGAUAGAAUUUUUUAUUUGUCGAUUAAUAGAUUCAAAAAAUUGUAAUUCGAGAUUAAUUGGGUUUAAUUUAGCAAAAAAAUACGGGUUAUUUAGCAAUAAACUUAUUGAUAGAUCGAUUAAACUUGGUAUAAAUGUAAAAUAUGCAUUUUCAACAAUAGUUAAUUUAUUAAAUAAACAAAAUUAUAAAGAAAUUUACCGAAGAAAAGAAGAAAUGAGAUUUGUUAUGGAUAAACAUAUGAUUGAUUUUAAUGAAUCAAACGAAAUUAUACUUAACUUGUUGUUAAAUAUAUGUAGAUAUGCAGAUGAAGAUUUUCUAGUAAAAAUCUUACUUAUUCAUCCUGAUUUAGCUUUUAAAAAGGAUAUCAGCUUAAAGCUUUCAGAAAAAUCAAAAUGUGAAUUAUUCAACAAAAUUUUGAGUAAUCAAAAUGUGGAAUCAAUAUAUUUAUUUUAUUUAAUAAUUCCCAAUAAUAUAAAAGACAGAAAAUUUUUAGAAGAGAUUUUUACGACUCACUUAACACUAUUGAUAAACAAAAAAUAUCCUAAAAAAGAAAUUGUACUCGACAAAAUGAUUUUUUCUAUUUGCAAAUAUAAAAAAUUGGAUUUUUUUGCAUUAAAAUUGAAAGAAAUGUAUAAGGAAUUGUUUAAAAAAAAUCCUAAACUAGAAAUUUUACAGAUCAUUUUAAAUGGAAUUUUUCUAUUCAAUGCGCGUGCAGAUACAAAAAUACAUUAUAUUGAUGAAGAUUAUUUUUUCCAGUACAAAAAAGUAAAUCAGGAUAUUUUACAUCUUGAAAUGAUUGAAAACUUUAAUAUUGUAAAAAUUACAAAUGAAAUAAACGAAGAUGUGCAUUUUAAAAAAGAGGGCAUGAUUUAUACUUGUGACGCAAAAAAUUCACAAAAAAUACAAAUAUUUAUAAGAAAUUUAAACAAAACUUAUACAGCAAAUAUAUAUUUAUAA